Molecule: messenger RNA, 703 nt
Organism: Porites evermanni
Lineage: Eukaryota; Metazoa; Cnidaria; Anthozoa; Scleractinia; Poritidae
Source: the annotation of a GenBank genome assembly
AUGUUUUCAUGGGAUCCAUUGAAAAAACUCUUGAGCGUGAAGGCAAAGUGCCUUAAUUCUACAAGAGAUACGUUGAUGAUACGUUUACCAAUAUGCUGGACACAACAUCAGCGGCUUCUUUUCUUCAGGUCCUGAACAACUGCCACUCUUCAGUUAAUUUCACUACGGAAACGGAAAUCAAUGGCGUGCUUCUUUUUCUCGGAAUGUAUUGUUUGAACAGAGCAUCACAAAUCGAGACCAAAGUUUACGUCAGACCUACCAACACGGGACUUUUGCUCCACAACCACAGCCAUGUUGAUAUGCGCUAUAAACGUGGGCUGUUGAAAACCAUGCUUGAUCGUGCAUAUCGCUUAUCGUCUUGCUGGUCGUAUUUCUCUGUUGAAUGUGACCGAUUGUUCUGCUUAAAUAUCCGCAACGUCUUAUCAUUAGUACCAUCAGGGAUUUUGUUGCUUCAAAGGCAAAAGACCAGCCACCGAAACCUGCCCCCGCAGAGAGCCCUCCAGUUCGUGUAGUGAGUCCUGCUGUUUAAAGACCAAGCUUCAGCAGAUUUAGUUCGUAAAAAGAGUAGAGAACUAAGCCAGAAGAUUCACACAGUCGUUCAAUCAGUUUUCGUUAGCCACAAGAUUCAGGAGGUACAUGUACUUAGAAAAAACCGCCCACUGUAAACCAACAGUGUGUAGUUUACCAAUUCCAAUGUGACUAG